Molecule: messenger RNA, 1821 nt
Organism: Penicillium pulvis
Lineage: Eukaryota; Fungi; Ascomycota; Eurotiomycetes; Eurotiales; Aspergillaceae
Product: methylenetetrahydrofolate reductase (NAD(P)H) MET13
Exons: 2
Coding region: 1-1821 (606 amino acids)
Biological process (GO): tetrahydrofolate interconversion
Cellular component (GO): cytosol
Molecular function (GO): methylenetetrahydrofolate reductase [NAD(P)H] activity; FAD binding
Source: RefSeq, a predicted model, not a curated record
AUGCAUAUCCGGGAAAAGCUUGCACAGAAGGAGGCCUCAGGGGAGCCGGGCAUCUCCUUCGAGUUCUUUCCUCCCAAAACCGCUCAGGGUGUACAGAACCUUUAUGAUCGCAUGGACCGUAUGCACGGAUUGGGUCCCUCUUUCAUUGACAUCACAUGGGGCGCGGGUGGCCGUUUGUCGGACUUGACUUGCGAGAUGGUCAACGUUGCCCAGUCGGUGUAUGGUCUCGAGACCUGCAUGCAUCUGACUUGUACCGACAUGCCCCAGGAGAAGAUUGAUCAGGCUCUCUCGACCGCGUACAAGGCUGGCUGCACCAACAUUCUGGCUCUGCGAGGUGACCCACCCCGUGAGAAGGAGGCUUGGGAAGCCGCCGAUGGAGGAUUUCGCUAUGCCAAGGAUCUUGUCAAGUAUAUUCGGGAAAAAUACGGAAACCAUUUCGAUAUCGGCGUGGGUGGCUACCCGGAGGGCGCGGACGACAACCCAGAUGUGGAUCUAUUGAUCGAUCACUUGAAGGAGAAGGUGGAUGCCGGUAGCACUUUUAUCAUCACCCAGAUGUUCUAUGAUGUGGAAAACUUCAAGAAAUGGGUCAACAAAUGCCGUGCUAAGGGUAUCAAUGUGCCAAUCAUUCCUGGCAUCAUGCCCAUUCAAACCUAUGCCUCGUUCUUGCGCCGUUCUACCUGGACCAAGGCCCACGUGCCUCCGCAUUGGAUGGAAGCCCUCGAGCCCGUGAAGAAUGAUGACUCUGCCGUCCGGGAUAUUGGCAAGCGCCUCAUCGCUGAAAUGUGCAGGGAGCUUCUGGCCUUUGGCAUCAACCACCUCCACUUUUACACCAUGAACCUGGCUCAGGCAACAAAGCUAGUUUUGGAGGAGCUGGGCCUCGUGCCAUCCGAGGAAUCUCCCAUUCAGCGCUCGCUGCCAUGGCGGCCGUCUCUGGCACUGGGCCGGAGAACAGAGGAUGUGCGUCCAGUUUUCUGGCGCAACCGCAACUCUUCAUAUGUUGCUCGCACACAAUCAUGGGAUGAGUUUCCCAACGGUCGCUGGACCGAUUCCCGAUCGCCCGCGUUUGGUGAACUGGAUGCAUAUGGUGUCGGUCUGAAGGGUUCGAACGAGCAGAACAUCAAGUUGUGGGGCGAGCCGAAGUGUCUGAAGGAUAUUUCUGAUAUUUUUGUCAACUUCUUGAGUGGCAAAUUGGAACGUUUGCCUUGGAGUGACACUCCGAUCACCAUUGAAGCCAAUGACAUCAAAGACCCCUUGGUGGACUUGAAUAACCGGGGUUUCUUGACCAUCAACUCCCAACCCGCUGUGAACGGCGUUAAGUCCUCCCACCCCGUGUACGGAUGGGGUCCCAAGAAUGGUUUCGUUUACCAGAAGGCUUACUUGGAGCUGUUGGUCCCCUCAUAUUUGAUGGACGAGCUUAUUUCCCGCAUCGAGAACAACGAGGACAUGACAUACCAUGCUGUUUCCAAGGACGGUGAAUUGAGGACCAACACACACGACAGCCCGAACGCCUUGACCUGGGGUAUUUUCGCUGGCCGAGAAAUCAUCCAACCUACCAUUACCGAGACCAUCAGUUUCUUGGCGUGGAAGGAUGAGGCUUACCGCCUGGGUGAAGACUGGGCCAAGUGCCACGAUGCCGCCAGUCCCAGUCGGAAGCUGAUCCAACAUGUCAUGGACGACCGGUACCUUGUCAACAUCGUUGACAACGACUUCCACCGCUCCAACGCUGUCUUUGAUUUGUUCAAGGACCUAAUUGUCAAGGAUCUUGAUGUCGAAGUGACCGGAAAGCCAGUAGAGGCCAAUGGCACUGAGAUCAAGAACUAA